AUGCAGAGUCUACUGAGCCACCCCGUGCCCCGGCCAGUCCCUGUGCUCAGGCUGCCCCGGGGUCCUGAUGGCACAAGCCGAGGCUUUGCCCCUGAUGGUCGCAGGGCUCUCCUGAAGCCGGAAGCCCUGGAAAUGGAGGAGUCGCUGGAGUCCCAGGAACAGCAGGCCCGUGCCGCCCUGCGGGAGCGCUAUCUCCGAAGCCUGUUAGCCAUGGCCGGUCACCAGGUGCGCUUCACGCUGCACGAGGGUGUGCAGGUGACGGCAAGGUUUGGAGCCACUGACUUGGACGUGGCCAACUUCUACGUGUCACAGCUGCAGACUCCCAUUGGUGUGGAAGCAGAGGCGCUGCUGAGGUGCAGUGACAUCAUUGCCUAUACUUUCAAGCCCUGA
This is a messenger RNA of Elephantulus edwardii (Cape elephant shrew), 390 nucleotides long. It is a transcript of the gene GEMIN7, whose product is annotated as gem (nuclear organelle) associated protein 7. Bases 1 to 390 code for a protein of 129 amino acids. Gene Ontology annotation, biological process: spliceosomal snRNP assembly. Gene Ontology annotation, cellular component: SMN-Sm protein complex. The transcript has a single exon. The record is from RefSeq and is a predicted model, not a curated record. Gene Ontology annotation, molecular function: RNA binding. Lineage: Eukaryota; Metazoa; Chordata; Mammalia; Macroscelidea; Macroscelididae.